AGCCAAGUUGAGCGCCUCUUGCUCUUCAUUACGAAGACAAGCUGGGAGAAAGAGUGUACUGUCCAGAAGACUCAAACGACUAAUAGCACAAUAUGACAGACCCAGAAGUGCCCGACUUCCCCAGUGGCCCUCUGGAUGUGUACAGAAGAAGAGCGUCUUUCAACUGGCGGGACAUGCAGAGCUUCAUAGAUGGAGAGGAAUCCUUACUGUUUAAAAGACGCGUGUGGAAAACCUUGGAGGAAGAUGCUCUUUUUGCACGCCAACCUGGACAAGAGAUUUCUGUUGAUAAACACAGAGAACUGACCCUCCUCAGGGUGAGGCAGAUAUAUUGCUACAAUUUCCUGACCAAAGACGAGGCCUUGGCUACUCCAUGGAAAACGCUGGUCCUCAAUGAUUGUCUUGGCAUGUAUGACCUCGGCUUGGCAGGAAAACUAUUCCUUGGCAAACAGAUGUUUGGAGCAACUAUUGUCAGCUUGGGAUCAAGUAGACACAGCAGAUUUGUUGAAGACGCAGACAACAUGACGAGUUUUGGGUGCUUUGCAAUGACUGAGCUCAGCCACGGCAGCAACACCAAAGCCAUCAGGACCACCGCCAUCUACGACUCGAGUUCUCAGGAGUUUAUCAUCAAUUCUCCAGACUUUGAGGCUGCCAAAUUCUGGGUGGGAAAUCUGGGCAAGACAGCCACCCAUGCUAUUGUGUUUGCUCAGCUCUACACACCUGACAAGGUUUGCCACGGGCUGCACCCGUUUAUAGUUCAGGUGAGAGAUCCCAAGACGCUGAUGGCAUUGCCUGGUGUGCUGGUUGGAGACGUUGGCAAGAAGGUGGGACAGAAUGGCCUUGACAAUGGGUUUGCAUAUUUCCACAACAUAAGGAUUCCGCGGGAGAACUUGUUGAACAAAACGGGAGAUGUUACCCCUGAUGGCCACUAUGUGUCACCAUUCAAAGAUCCCAGCAAACGUUUUGGAACAUUUAUGGGGGCCCUGUCUGGUGGAAGGAUUUUCAUCACCAGAAUGGCCCUGGGGAAACUGAAGAUGGCUCUGACUGUGGCGAUCCGCUUCUCAGCCACCAGGCGACAAUUUGGUCCUAAGGACACAGAGGAGAUUCCUGUCCUGGAAUACCAAUUACAGCAAUGGCGUCUCAUUCCCUACCUGGCAGCAGCAUAUGCUCUUGAACAAUUCUCCAAGUCCAUCUUCUUCAAAUUUACUGAGUUCCAAAUUGGACAAAAGACGGGAGCCACCAGUAACAGACAAGAAGCGAUGGCUCGGGAGAUUCAUGCCAUUGGCUGCGCCAGUAAACCGCUGGGUUCUUGGACUGCACAGAGGGGCAUCCAGGAGUGCAGGGAGGCCUGUGGUGGACAUGGAUACCUUGCCAUGAACCGACUGGGUGCGCUGCGGGAUGAUAAUGAUCCAAAUUGCACAUAUGAAGGAGACAACAACGUGUUGCUGCAACAGACCAGCAACUACCUGCUAAGCUGGUUUCAAGCAAAAGUCCAUCAUGGUGUUCAAAUUCAGUCUCCCUUCAAUACUGUGGAUUUUCUGGAUGAUUUCCAGAAAAUCCUGGCUGGCAGGUUUACAGCAACAACAGUGGAAGGCUGUAUGGACUCAGCAGUGUCUGUUGCAGCCUAUAAGUGGCUGGUGUGCUUCCUGCUGGACGAAAGUGCUAAGAGACUGGAACAACAGAGAGCUUCAGGGAAGGAUGAAUUUGAGGCCCGUAACGACAGCCAGGUUUACUACUGCAGAUCUCUAGCCAUUGCCUUCAUUGAGUACAGCUGUCUCCAGGGAUUUCAUGAGCUGGCUAAUGAUGCCGCUACACCAACAAGUCUCAAGCCAGUGCUAAAGAAGUUGUGUGCUCUGUAUGGACUGUGGAGUCUCACAAGCCACGUGGCCACGUUGUUCCAGGGUAAUUACCUCAAAGGAAAUAAACCAGUUGAAUUCAUUCAGAUGGCCAUUCUCACUCUCUGCUCUGAGCUGAAAGAUGAUGCAGUAGCAUUGAUUGAUGUUUUAGCACCAACUGAUUUUAUCCUUAACUCACCUAUUGGCAAUGCUGAUGGACAGCUUUACAAGAACUUGUGGUCAGCAGUGAUGCAAGGCAGUCAGGUGAUGGAACGUCCCUCCUGGUGGAACAAGUUCUGCUUGGACAAGCCUGUGGUUGGAUCCCUGCGUUCAAAUCUGUAAAACCCAAAGCGACGAAGACAGUACCUAAACUUUCAUUCCAAUGAAAUGUGUUUUCUUUUGUAUGACCUCUGCUGGAUUGAUUUUAUACUUAAUCUGUGCUAGGGCCUCUUGGCUCAACAUAAAGAGCAACCCACUUUUCUGACUGUAAAAUUGUGACUUUAAUUCUAGGUAUCAGUGUUAAAAGCAUAAUGCAAAUUAUAAUCCUGAAUAACUUUAUGCUUUUGUCAAGAAAAUGUAGCCUAAAUGGAACUACACCAUGCAGUAAGAAAACUGUAUAGAAAGCUGAUAACUUGCUAUACAUUUAUAUACCUUUUUUUCGUUUCUAUUUUUUUUUUUUUUU
This is a messenger RNA of Fundulus heteroclitus (mummichog), 2514 nucleotides long. RefSeq names its product peroxisomal acyl-coenzyme A oxidase 3. The coding region runs from base 93 to 2174 and encodes 693 amino acids. Gene Ontology annotation, biological process: fatty acid beta-oxidation using acyl-CoA oxidase; lipid homeostasis. The record is from RefSeq and is a predicted model, not a curated record. Gene Ontology annotation, cellular component: peroxisome. The transcript has 19 exons. Gene Ontology annotation, molecular function: FAD binding; pristanoyl-CoA oxidase activity; fatty acid binding. Lineage: Eukaryota; Metazoa; Chordata; Actinopteri; Cyprinodontiformes; Fundulidae.